AUGAGGACGCCGGUGGUGAUGAUUCUGGGCAUGGUGCUCGCACCCUGCGGGCUGCUACUCACCUUGACUGGCACGCUGACGCCCGGCUGGAGACUGGUGAAGGGCUUCCUCGACCAGCCGGUGGACGUGGUGCUGUACCAGGGCCUGUGGGACAUGUGCCGCGAGCAGAGCAGCAGCGAGCGCCAGUGCGGUCAGCCAGACGACUUGGGCUACUUUGCCGCCGAUCCCGUGCGGGUGGCACGGGGACUCAUGAUCACGUCGCUGGCCGCCACGGCCCUGGGGCUACUGCUGGCGACGCUCGGCGUGCGCUGCUGGCAGGACGAGCCCCACUUCGCGCUGGCCGGCCUCUCCGGCGUCGUGCUCUUCGCCGCGGGCCUCUUGAGCCUCAUCCCAGUCUCCUGGUAUAACCACUUCUUGGCGGAUCGCGCCGUCCUGCCCGCCCAGUCCAGCCCGGUCACCGUGCAGGUCGGCUACAGCCUGGUGCUGGGCUACCUGGGCAGCUGCCUGUUGCUGCUGGGCGGCUUCUCGCUGGCGCUCAGCUUCGCGCCUUGGUGCGCCGAGCGUUGUCGCAGCUGCCGCAAGGCGCCCCCAGGCAGGGCGCGCCGCAGCAGCAUCAGCACCGUGUACGUCGACUGGCCGGAGCCCGCGCUCACGCCGGCCAUCAAGUACUACAGCGACGGCCAGCACCGGCCGCGGCCCGUCCAGCUCGGCGCCGCCAGCCAGCGCAAGGCCGGCUUCCCGAUGCCCCGGCCGCCGCCCAAGGCCUACAGCAACCCGGUGGAAGUGCUCGAUGGGGAGAAGGCUCCCGACUCCCACCACGGCGGGUCCUCCCGCAGCACCCGGUCAUGCGGCAGCGCGCUGCCCUGCGACUCCGACCUGUAG
Messenger RNA from Lipotes vexillifer (Yangtze River dolphin), 882 nucleotides. It is a transcript of the gene CLDN23, whose product is annotated as claudin 23. The record is from RefSeq and is a predicted model, not a curated record. Gene Ontology annotation, cellular component: bicellular tight junction; membrane. Bases 1 to 882 code for a protein of 293 amino acids. Gene Ontology annotation, molecular function: structural molecule activity. The transcript has a single exon. NCBI's taxonomy places the organism in Eukaryota, Metazoa, Chordata, Mammalia, Artiodactyla, Lipotidae.